GCAGUGGCUGACGGGUGCCUGGCCAUGUUCUUUCCUGCUGUAUUUCUACUUACUUGCGCAGCCGAGGCUGGGCUGAGUCUCAAUACCUCUGCUUCGUGCCCGAGCGUGUGCCAGUGUGCACCCGGAGAGAGCAUCCACUGUAACAGAACGGGGCUGCGAGCCCUCCCGGGAGAAAUCGCCACCUCCAGCGUCUCCCUAAACCUCUCCAACAACCACCUGCGGGGCCUCAGCACCAGCACCUUCAGGAACCUGACCUUCCUGCACAGCCUCUGGCUGGAUGGGAACAACCUGACCUUCCUGUCCCCGGGCACCUUCCAUGCGCUCAGCCAGCUGCGGGAGCUGCACCUCAGCAGGAACUCGCGCCUCACCUACCUGCACGCAAACACCUUCAGGGGGCUGGUAAACCUCCUCAGCCUGGACCUGUCCCACUGCAACAUCUUUGAAAUCCACCCGCUGCUCUUCUCGCACCUGCCUUCCUUGGAGAGGCUGGACUUAGCCUCCAACAACAUGCGGUACGUCCCACAGGCCUUUAGGAACCUCUCCAGCCUCACCCAGCUGUCCCUGGAGGGCAACCACAUAGAAGCCAUUGGCAGAGAUUCCCUGAAGGACUUGGAGAGCCUGUACGAGCUGAACCUCAGGAAGAACCGGAUAUGGAUCAUUCAAAACGGCGCUUUCACAAAGCUCCUCAGACUGGGAAUGUUAAAUUUAGGACACAACUUCAUCGCUGAUUUGCCUAAUCAGCUUUUCGACGGGUUGAUCCAGCUCAAGACCAUGCACCUUGAAGCCAACAGGAUCACUGCUGUCGCCUGCACCUUCAGGCAUUUGCUCAACUUGAGGAACUUGUACCUGAACAACAACCAGAUCUCCUCCAUCUCAGACUCUGCUUUCCUGUACUUAAACAAGCUGCACUUCCUCCACCUGAGCAAGAACAACCUCAGCUCCCUCCCCAGCCGCCUGCUUGCUGAGCUGCCCAAGCUCAAGUACGUCUUCUUAUCCCACAACCCCUGGAAAUGCGACUGCAGGAUGCUGUGGUUCUGGAGAUGGGCGUCCACGCGCGGUGGAGCCAUCCAGGGGCUGCACUGUGCCUUCCCCAGCCCUCACAACACCACAGCACCCCAUGGCCCCCGGCCCGGGGACCUGACCCACUGCACCGGGCCCCCCGAGCUGCCCAGCGAGGACAAGUGCGGGGGCGAUGGUACCAGUGCAGGCACCAGAACCCCCACUGUCCACAGCGGGGUCAUCCUGCUGGUGCUCGCCUGCCAGGCGUGGUGCUGUGGGAGGGGAUGGGGCAGCUCUCUUUGA
Messenger RNA from Pezoporus flaviventris, 1302 nucleotides. RefSeq names its product nyctalopin-like. The coding region runs from base 25 to 1302 and encodes 425 amino acids. Gene Ontology annotation, cellular component: plasma membrane. The transcript has a single exon. The record is from RefSeq and is a predicted model, not a curated record. Gene Ontology annotation, molecular function: protein binding. Lineage: Eukaryota; Metazoa; Chordata; Aves; Psittaciformes; Psittacidae.